Molecule: messenger RNA, 2712 nt
Organism: Lottia gigantea (owl limpet)
Lineage: Eukaryota; Metazoa; Mollusca; Gastropoda; Lottiidae
Exons: 13
Biological process (GO): monoatomic ion transport
Cellular component (GO): plasma membrane; postsynaptic membrane
Molecular function (GO): glutamate-gated receptor activity
Source: RefSeq, a predicted model, not a curated record
GGAGGAUUAUUUGGAGAAGGUGAUGAAGAUUUAAGGGUAGCUAAUGCGUUUCGUUAUGCUGUAUAUAGAGUGAACCAUGAACGAGAUCUGUUACCUCAAACUAGAUUAGUUUAUGAUAUUCAAAAUUUACCUGUUAAUGAUGGAUUUAGAGCAUCCAAAAAAAUUUGUUACCAAGUAGAAUUAAAUACAGUAGCUGUGUUAGGACCUAGGAGUAGUAAUUUAGCUGGGUUUGUUAAUUCAUUAUGUGCCUCAUUACAACUUCCGCAUUUAGAACUGCGUAUGGAUACAAUCGCUAACCCCGCCCCCGGCCUGUCAAUCAACUUGUAUCCUGAUAUAGAAACAUUAAGUAAAGCCUUUAUUGACGUUAUAAGAUAUUAUGGGUGGAAACAAAUGUUAGUUAUUUAUGGAACCAAAGAUGAUUUAUUAAAAGUUCAGUCAGUAAUACGUGGUGCCUACGAUCAAGCGUUUGAGAUUAUGGUACGACAAGUAGACAAGUACAAUAUGAGGAAUGUUUUAAAAGAAUGUAAAGAAAAGAAGUGGACCAAAUUAUUAAUAGAUUUAUCAGUAGAUGACACUGGUUUAUUUCUAAAAAUGGCGCUACAAGAGGGAAUGAUAGAUCCCUACCAUCAUUAUAUUAUUAGCAAUUUAGAUAUAGAAUCUAUAGACAUGGAAGAUUAUCGUCACAACUAUGUUAAUCUGACCGGAUUUAGAUUAGUUAAUCCCCGGGACAGAUUAACACAAGAACUGAUGAAAGAUAUGGAGAUUUACGAAAUGCAAACAGAAUUAAAAUUAUUAAAUAAAAGUGGUUAUUUAUCAGUGCCGCAUGAAGUGGCACUGAUAUUUGACGCUGUAUUUUUACUGGCGCAUGCGCUAGAAGCUUAUGAUCGUGGCGCCGUCUUACGACCUGUAAAUGUUAGCUGUGAUAUCCCCCAACCCUGGUCCUCGGGACCCAGUCUUUAUACAUAUUUAACUCAGGUAUCAAUGCGAGGUAUGACCGGUAAUAUCAAACUACAGAAAGGUAGAAGAUAUGAUUUUCAGUUAGAUAUAUUACAAUUAAAACCUCCAGGUUUACUCAAGUCAGGAACGUGGAAGUACGACAAGGGAGUUAAUUUUACAUACGUGCCUGGAACUAAGCAUAUGAAUCCAUUUGGAAAUAAAACUUUAGUUGUUACAACGAUAUUGGGUGAGCCGUUUAUAAUGGAGAAGAAGGUAAUUGGUUCAGAUGGUGUUAAAUACGAGGGCUUCUGUAUCGAUUUAUUAAAUGAAAUUGCCAAAAUUGUAAAAUUUAAUUAUUUUAUCGAGAAAGUUCCCGAUGGAAAGUUCGGAUCUAAAGACGAGAAGACUGGUGAAUGGAAUGGAUUAGUCAAACAGAUUAUUGAUAGGAAAGCAGAUCUGGCCGUGGCGCCAUUAACUAUAAGUUACGUUCGUGAACAAGUGAUCGACUUUACAAAACCAUUCUUAAACUUAGGAAUAACAAUUUUAUUUAAAAUUCCAAAAAGUGAAAAACCGGGACUAUUUUCAUUUUUAAACCCGCUUGCAAUCGAGAUUUGGUUGUAUGUGAUAGGGGCUUACUUAUUAGUGAGUUUUACCAUAUUCGUAUUGGCCCGGUUCAGUCCAUAUGAGUGGUAUAAUCCCCAUCCGUGUAAUCCUGAUUCAGAUACAGUGGAGAACACCUUCAACCUGGCCAAUAGUUUCUGGUUUACUGUGGGAACAUUGAUGCAGCAGGGAUCAGACGUGAACCCACGUGCAGUGUCAACUCGUAUCGUAGGUGGCACGUGGUGGUUUUUCACCCUGAUUAUAAUAUCCUCAUAUACAGCUAAUUUAGCUGCGUUUUUAACAGUAGAAAGAAUGGUGUCGCCCAUAGAAAGUGCCGAGGAUCUCGCUAAACAAACGGAUAUAUUAUAUGGUACACUUGCUGCCGGAUCUACCAUGACUUUCUUUAGGGAUUCGAAUAUAGAUAUUUAUAAAAGAAUGUGGGCGUUUAUGGAGGAGAAUUCUAAGGAUGUAUUAAUGGACUCCUAUAUUGAUGGUAUUGAUCGGGUCAUGAAAGGAAAUUACGCCUUCUUUAUGGAGUCCACGUCGAUAGAUUACGUCAUACAACGUAACUGUGAGCUAAUGCAGGUCGGAGGGUUACUGGAUACUAAAGGCUAUGGAAUCGGAACACCUAUAGAUUCACCAUAUCGAGAUAAAUUAUCAAUGGCUAUACUUGAAUUACAAGAGAACGGUAAAAUACAGAUGUUGUACAACAAGUGGUGGAAAUCAACAGGUACUUGUAACAAAGACGACCAGAAAGAUCAGAAAGCCAAUGCUCUGGGCGUGGAGAAUGUUGGUGGUAUAUUUGUGGUAUUAAUGGCAGGCUUAGCUCUGGCUGUCAUGGUCGCCAUGUUCGAGUUCAUCUGGAAGUCGAGGAAAAACGCUGAAGAUGAUCGACAAUCCCUAUGUACCGAAAUGGCCCAAGAACUACGAUUCGCCAUCAGAUGUCAUGGGUCAGCUAUUAAACCAAAAUAUAAAAAAGACUGUAAAAAAUGUACAAAAGAUAAAGACCAUGGGGGGCAGGGGACCUCGAACUCGCCGAAUGGCAUCAUUCAAUUAAAGGAAGUUCGGAAAUCGCCGUUACCCGGCCGUGAAUAUGAGACUGAAUUUCGGCCUGGAUAUUCGAAGGAUUUUAAUGGUGAUUAUUUACAUGUGGAUUACAGUGACCAAGAUGCCUGA